Messenger RNA from Malania oleifera, 615 nucleotides. RefSeq names its product pyrroline-5-carboxylate reductase-like. Gene Ontology annotation, molecular function: pyrroline-5-carboxylate reductase activity. The transcript is spliced from 4 exons. The record is from RefSeq and is a predicted model, not a curated record. Bases 109 to 615 code for a protein of 168 amino acids. Lineage: Eukaryota; Viridiplantae; Streptophyta; Magnoliopsida; Santalales; Ximeniaceae. Gene Ontology annotation, biological process: L-proline biosynthetic process.
ACAUUAUGAUUUAAAAAAAAAGAAAAAACAACAACAAAAACAACGCGCACACGCUAAAGCGGAGUGAUCUUUCCCUCCAACAAGGUGUCUUGCAGUGAACUCGUAUCCAUGGCGGCGGUGGCUCCUAUUCCCAUCGACACCUACAAACUAGGGUUUAUCGGAGCUGGUAAGAUGGCCGAAAGCAUUGCAAAAGGCGUCGUCCACUCUGGUCUCCUCCCUGCUUCCCGCAUCUGCACUGCCCACCUUGGCCCUGCCCGCAGGUCUGCAUUUGAAUCCUUCGGCGUCAAGGUCUUCGACCGCAAUCAGGACGUUGUUGAGGAUAGUGAUGUUGUCAUUUUCUCUGUGAAACCUCAAGUUAGUAUUGCUCAUGCUCAGAACUCUUUGCCAUCAAAAUUUAAGCAGCAUUUGGUGUCAGUUGUUGCAGGGGUUAAAUUGAAAGAUUUACAGGAAUGGGCUGGUCAUAGCAGAUUUGUUAGGGUAAUGCCAAAUACGCCUGCUGCUGUUGGUGAGGCAGCUUCAGGUAUCAUGUUUUUUGUCCUUAUACUGUUAAUUGUUAUGCAUCUUGGUUUCCUACAUGAUUAUGUUGGAUUUCUAUCAUGCCUAAGUUGUCGUUGA